Molecule: messenger RNA, 1887 nt
Organism: Nymphalis io (European peacock)
Lineage: Eukaryota; Metazoa; Arthropoda; Insecta; Lepidoptera; Nymphalidae
Gene: Y-fb
Product: L-dopachrome tautomerase yellow-f-like
Exons: 9
Coding region: 98-1333 (411 amino acids)
Cellular component (GO): extracellular region
Source: RefSeq, a predicted model, not a curated record
CGCCGAGGUCAUGAAUAAAACCAACCGUGUAGCAUUGACCUUAUGAUAAUUUUUAAACCGGUCAGUUGAUAUAAAAACAUCACCUUAACAACUCGCUAUGAUAAACAAAAAUAUAAUAUUAUUGUUAAUUCUUUUUAAUAAACAAUUUAGAUGUAUUGAAAAUGAAAAAAUAAGUGACGUGUUUGCUUGGAAGCAAAUUAGUUACGAUUUCAAUGGCGUCAUAUAUAAUGAAGAUUCAAAUUUUGAGAAGACUCCGAAUGGACUGCAUUUUAAAGAAGACGUACAGGAUUCCGAAAAGUUUUUCAUCCAGUACAAUAACGUUCCCAUAGGUUUCGAAGUUUAUGGGACGAAAGUGAUCAUCACCGUACCGAGAAGACGAUAUGGAAUCCCUUCAACCCUCAACUAUGUGGAGAUGUCCACUAGAUCACCUGCUCUGAAACCAUAUCCAAACAGUAGGAACUUGGUCUCCGUGUACAGGCCAAGAGUUGAUGUAUGCGGCAGACUAUGGAUGGUCGACACUGGUCUUUUGGAAAUACCAGGCAAUCGAACUCAAGUGCAGAAUCCAGCUAUAGUUAUAUACGAUUUGAAAACAGACAGACAAAUCUUGAAAUAUGAGCUGAAAGACACGGAUCUUUUGAACGAGCGAACUCCUGGAGGAUUAACGUCAAUUACCGUCGAUGUCACAAACAACAAGUGCGAUGACGCCUUCGCGUAUAUCAAUGACUUGGCAACCGAAGGAAUGAUUGUGUUUUCACUGAAGUCUAGAAGUAGUUGGAGAUUACGUCAUCCCAGUUUUGUUCAUGACGAAAUGUCUUUAAACUUCACAGUUGCGGAUUACGUGAUAAAUUGGAAAGAUGGACUGUUCAGCAUUGCGUUGUCGGAACCUGACGCUCAAGGUUAUCGAACAGCGUUUUAUCAUCCCCUGGUGUCCACUCUGGAAUUCACUGUAAACACGAAGUUUCUUCAAAAUCGCUCAAUAAAUGAUCAUGUUAAGGUCGCAGGUACUAAAGGCGCUAAUACACAAAGCGGUUCACAUGAUUACCAUCCGGGUACUAAAACGUUAUUCUUUGGUAAUGUCGCUCAGGACGCCAUUUUGUGCUGGCGAGUCGAUAACAAGAUGGCGCCAGAGAACAUCGGCGUGGCUGUUCAAGAUCACGAGAAAUUGGUUUAUAUUUCUGAUUUAAAGGUAAUAGGCGACGACGUCUGGGUGCUUGUAAACCAAAUGCCGAUUUUCGUUUACUCCGCUUUCAGUGUUAAGGAUUACAACUUCUUCAUACAUAAAGCCAACGUUUACGACCUGAUACGUAACACGCCUUGUGAGAAGAAAUUAUAAUUAUCUAAAGAACAAAGAUAAACAUAGACAGACAGACAGAAUUAUUGUAAAUAAUAACAUGAAUGUCACGCUUGUCACGUCAAGGGUGUAUAUUUAAAGCGUGUGAAACUGCGAAUUGAAGCUGCUUAAAUAAUAAUAUUAAAUAACACCUUCUGUUUACAUUGAUGUAAACAUCGGGAAUAAAUGGCAAAUGAAACAAAGGAAAUGCUUUUCAAUGUUCACACAACUAAAAUUUAUUUGAUCACUUUACAGACUAUUUUAAUAAUUUCUACUAUAUAUACUCAGUAGCGAACAUCUAGAAAGCGCGAUUCAGGAAUAUGACUGAUUCAAUCAACGCCAUCUAUCGUUACCGGGUAGUAUUAUAAGCCAUUUUAUAUAAUCUCCGAAAUGCGUUGCGUCUUCUGGUAUAAGUUUUAUGUGACAAAAAAUGUCUCCUUGACGUCUCCUUAUUUGUGUACUUGACAUGUCAAUAAAUAUUAUGUAUUCUAUUCUUUAGAUACUAAGAAUUUGUACUUGAAUUGUUAUUAUUUGUAAAUAAUGAUUAUUAUUUCUUA